Molecule: messenger RNA, 1121 nt
Organism: Papaver somniferum (opium poppy)
Lineage: Eukaryota; Viridiplantae; Streptophyta; Magnoliopsida; Ranunculales; Papaveraceae
Product: probable N-acetylglucosaminyl-phosphatidylinositol de-N-acetylase
Exons: 11
Coding region: 123-686 (187 amino acids)
Biological process (GO): GPI anchor biosynthetic process
Cellular component (GO): endoplasmic reticulum
Molecular function (GO): N-acetylglucosaminylphosphatidylinositol deacetylase activity
Source: RefSeq, a predicted model, not a curated record
AAAGAAACUAGCUGGGGGCACUUUUGGGUGGGUUGGUCGCGCUCAUGUGAAAUCGGUUGUUUGUGAAUCAUUUUGUAAGAAAAUCAACGGCCACUGAUUCAAAAAUUUCUGGUACACGGUAGAUGGCUUUAAUUCUUAUAGCCAUCGCUCUAAUUUUACUGUGGGUAGUUUCGCUGUGCAAAAUAUUUUAUUCUUCAUCACCUAAGGCCGCAUUUUUCUCUGAAGGCGAAGCUGUUCGUAAAAGAAACAUCUUGCUGGUUGUUGCACACCCAGAUGACGAGUCAAUGUUCUUUUCGCCAACCAUUCUGUAUUUGACUUCACAAGGCAAUAAUGUUCACAUCUUAUGCAUGUCGACAGGUAAUGCUGAUGGCAAGGGGGAUACUAGAAAGGAAGAACUUUAUCAAGCUUGUGCUUCACUAAAGGUUGGACCAGAACAAGUCAAGAUCUUAGAUCAUCCAGAUUUACAGGAUGGAUUCAACCAUAUUUGGAGCCAGAGCUUGCUGGCAGAGAUUAUUAAAAAGGAAAUUGCAAGUCAAGCCAUUGACUUGUUGAUUACUUUCGACUGCUAUGGAGUUUCUAGGCAUCAGAAUCACCGUGAUGUACAUCUUGGAAUACUAAUGCUCUUGCGUGAGACCACAAAGAAGUAUCGAAGCUUGGGAGCUUGUAAGUGUGAGCAUGCUACGUAAAUAUAGUGGACCGGUGGAUAUCUGGAUGUCCUUACUAUGUACCAGCUGUUACCCAAAGCAACAAAUGUGCUGCUUGAUUAAUGGGCAUCCACGUAAAAGCUUUCUUGCAAUGGCACAACACCAGAGCCAGUGGAUAUGGUUCAGGAAGCUGUUCGUGUCGUUCUCCAGUUAUACCUAUGUGAAUGUGCUGAAAAAGAUUGAUGUUUAAGUUUUUGUUUCUAAAGUUUAGAUAAAGUGUGACUGACAUGCAUUAGUGAGUUAUUUAUUAUAUGUAAGAAUUACUGGAUUUUGGGGAUUGAAAGUCAUGGUUUUAAGUUAUCUUUGGCAGUAGUUCUUCUGUGCUCAAGGAAUCAGUUCUUCUGUACUCAACGAAUCAUAACCUUGUACCAGAAGUUCUGCGUAUACCAAAUAUUAUUGCAAGGAAAGGGCUUAAAG